AUGGUGUGUGCGCGGCCAGGAGCAGCGGAGGGCUUUGGGGAGGGGAGGGAAGGAGGGCUUAGAGGCGGCGCGGGGAAGAAGCUGCCCGCCGGGCGGCUUGGGGGUCUCCUCCGCCCCACCGCCCCAAGCCAGGGGCCGCAGGAGAGCUGCGCGGCCGCCCGGCCCGGAUGGUGCCCCUGGCCACCAAGCUGGCGCAACACCUGCGUCUCAGGUAAGAGGGCGGCGCCCCUCGGGGCGGCUCGCCCGGGCGAAGGCGCUCCUCCGCCGGACCCCCAGCCCACCCCCCAGGCGGAAAGCCCCCCGCAGCUGUGCCAAGGCUCCCCGCUCGCCCGCGCCCCGUCCCCAAUGCCCCCCUGCAUUCCCGGGCAGAGGGGCUUCCAGGCGAAGCCCGUCUCCUUUCAUGUCACAUCACCAUUCCUGGGGUGCGUGUGUGUGCGUGGGCGCGUGUACAAGUCACAACUGACGGAUGGGGACCCAACUGCGGGCUUUUCGAGGCAAGGGAUGUCCCGAGGGGGCUGCCCACUGCCGUCCUCCGCCGAGCCGCCCUGCAACGCCUCGGGGUCUGCGUGCCCACCGGGGCUGCCCGGGAUCCGCUCCUUUGCCUGUUUCGCCGCUGACUGUUUUCCUGGGAGGCAGCCCUGCAAAAUCGGGCCGAGGCGAGGGGGCGGCUGCUGUCUGCGACCCAGCGAGAGCGGUGGGCUGUGCCGGGGCGCAGCUGCCAGGACCACCUCUUCCUUGCCGCCCGGCCGGAGGGGAGGACGCCGCUGCCUGGGAAGCGGCAGCCCUUCGGGGCCAUGGGACCGAGCCCCCCGGAGGGUCCCCGUCACCAAGACGGCCGUGCGUCAUAGAGUCCAACUGGCAGAAGGCAGGAAGUGGGACAGCGCCCAGCUCCGCCCCGCGCCCUGCCCGCCUGCCCGGAGCUCAGCCCCGCCGGGGAGGAGCGCCCGGGUGGCGCAGAGGCUGAGCCUGCCGUCCGCGCCGCGGGCUCGGCGAUGCCAUGAGCCGGUGGUCGGGCUCCCGGGGGGUGGUCUUGACGGCCUACCACCCCAGCCAUCCCCCCGCCGCCGGCCCGGCGAGCCGCGCCCAGGGGGGCGCGGAGACGAGGUGAGGGGCUCCCGCGGGGCAGGGCGGCGCCGGGCGGGGGCGAGAGGGGCGCUGCCCUCGGGGCUGCGGGGCUGCGGGGCUGCGGGGCAGGGGCCCGGCGGGGAGGCCACCUGCGCCACGGCAGCAGCGGGCAGUGCCAAGGGGCGGCCUCCCUGCUCUUUGGCAGCGCCGGGGAGGCUUGCCGCCGCCUCCCCGGGCAGGCGCUUCCUUCCAAGGACGGGCUCUGCGGAGCCCUCCUUCCCCUUUCCCAGAUUACAGAAGCGCAGAGGAUACUUGGGGGUCUUGGAGAACAGCCGGAGAUCUGGCCAGUAUACAAUGAACCAUGACGACUCUAAGAAAUCCCCAGGAAAGCCCCCUUACAAUCGCUCAGGUUCUCAGGAUUCACUGGAUGAAUUAUCUAUGGAUGACUACUGGAAAGAACUGGAAAACAUCCACGAAACUGAAGGAAGUAAUCAUGAAGAACAAGAAGUGGCUGUUGUUAAGGAGCCUGAUGAAGGAGAAUUGGAGGAAGAGUGGUUGAAAGAAGCAGGAUUGUCAAACCUCUUUGGUGACGGCGCAGGAGACUCUCAAGAAAGCCUGGUGGUUUUGGCUACACUGACCCGCACUCAGGCGGCAGCCGUGCAGAAGCGAGUGGAGACCGUCACACAGACCAUGAGAAAGAAAAACAAACAGUACCAAGUUCCUGACGUGAGAGAUAUUUUCAAGCAGCAAACUUAUCCAACAGAAAAAGAAACUGGCAGUGAAAACCAACCUGAGAGAACCAGGAAAAGUGAAGAUGCAACACUGGAGGAAGCAAAAGAAGCACAUAGCCACUGUAUUGGAGAAUACAGCCUGAAGGAGAACGUGCCAGUGUCUGAAACGGACAUCGACCUGGAAAUAUCGUUUUCUGAGCAAGCAAGUCUCAAAGAUAACAGGGAUGACGACAUGCUGCUACCUAAUUUCAGACUGCCAAAGGACAAAACGGGCACCACAAAGAUUGGGGACCUUGCCAUUCAAGACAUGAGGAAAAUCCAUUCUUUAGCACUGAUUGAGCUGACUGCACUGUUUGAUGUACUUGGAACAGAAAUGAAGCCACAAAAAGCUAUAAAAAUGAAAAUAAAAGAAUCUGGAAUUUUUGGAGUCCCACUGCCAGUUUUGCUAGAGCAAGAUCAGAAGAGAGUUCCGGGCAUCAAGAUACCCCUAAUCUUUCAAAAACUUAUAUUCCACAUAGAAGAGGGAAAGCUGGGCACAGAAGGCCUUCUUCGAAUACCAGGUGUUGCCACAAGAGUAAAGAGUCUUUGCCAAGAGCUAGAAGCAAAGUUUUAUGAAGGGACUUUCAACUGGGAAACUGUAAAGCAACAUGAUGCAGCAAGUCUUCUAAAACUCUUUAUCCGUGAAUUACCUCAGCCAUUGCUCACUGUGGAGUAUCUCAGGGCUUUCCAGGAUAUACAGAGGCUUCCGACAAAGAAGCAUCAGCUGCAAGCGCUGAAUCUUUUGGUCCUUCUUCUUCCUGAUGGAAACAGAGAUACACUAAAGGCACUGCUUGAAUUUCUUCAAAGGAUAAUUGAUCAUCAGGAUAGCAACAAAAUGACCCUAAAGAAUGUUGCUGUGGUUAUGACUCCUAACCUCUUCAUGUUUCAUGGCAUGGGCUCCAAGACCACAGAGCAAAGCGAGUUUGUUAUGGCAGCUGGGACAGCAAAUGUCAUGCGCUUUAUGAUUAAACAUCAAAAUCUUUUAUGGACAGUACCUACCUUUCUUGUGAACCAAGUGAGAAAACAAAACACUGAAAGUCAGAAGAAGGACAAAAAGGACAAAGCAAUGAAGAAACUGCUGAAAAAAAUGGCUCCUGACCGAGAAAAGCACGAGAAGCAAGACAAAAAUGUCCAUGAUGCCAAAAUCAUCAAUGAUGCUGAUGUUCCUCCGGGAGUAAUACGGGUGCAGGCACCUCAUCUUUCCAAAGUUUCCAUGGCAAUUCAGCUGACAGAGGAACUAAAAGCUGGUGAUGUAGUUGCCAGGUUUCUCAGCCAAAAAAGUGGAACUGUCCGAGAUCUGAAGAAAGAAGAGGUGUUUUUAUAUGAAAUUGGAGGGAAUAUUGGUGAACGCUGCCUUGAUAUUGAUGCCUACAUGAAGGAUUUAUAUCAACUAAACCCAAAUGCCGAGUGGGUUAUAAAAUCUAAAAACUGCUGAAUUCCUGAAUCUUCAGUGGAAGAUAAGCUCUGGACUGUCUUGUCAGACUGUGCGAAAUAAGAUGAUGUGUUGUUUUGAUAUUUAAA
Molecule: messenger RNA, 3356 nt
Organism: Euleptes europaea (tarantolino)
Lineage: Eukaryota; Metazoa; Chordata; Lepidosauria; Squamata; Sphaerodactylidae
Gene: ARHGAP18
Product: Rho GTPase activating protein 18
Exons: 17
Coding region: 1-3270 (1089 amino acids)
Biological process (GO): signal transduction; regulation of small GTPase mediated signal transduction; regulation of actin filament polymerization
Cellular component (GO): cytoplasm
Molecular function (GO): GTPase activator activity
Source: RefSeq, a predicted model, not a curated record